Molecule: messenger RNA, 749 nt
Organism: Onychomys torridus (southern grasshopper mouse)
Lineage: Eukaryota; Metazoa; Chordata; Mammalia; Rodentia; Cricetidae
Gene: Sh3bgrl3
Product: SH3 domain binding glutamate rich protein like 3
Exons: 3
Coding region: 133-414 (93 amino acids)
Cellular component (GO): cytoplasm
Source: RefSeq, a predicted model, not a curated record
GCCCCGAGCGCACCGACUCGCGGGCGGAGCAGGAAGGAAACCGCUCCCAAGCGCGGCGGCAGCGUCGUUUCUAGCCGUGCAGCUGCCGCUGCCACCAUCUCUCGGUUGCUUUGCGGGUCCCUUUCCUGCAGCAUGAGUGGUCUGCGCGUCUACAGCACGUCGGUCACCGGCUCUCGUGAAAUCAAGUCCCAGCAGAGUGAGGUGACCCGCAUCCUAGAUGGGAAGCGAAUCCAAUACCAGCUAGUGGACAUCUCCCAGGACAACGCCCUUCGAGAUGAGAUGCGAGCCUUGGCAGGCAACCCCAAGGCCACCCCACCCCAGAUUGUCAACGGGGACCAGUACUGCGGGGACUAUGAACUCUUCGUGGAGGCCGUGGAACAGAACACACUGCAAGAGUUCCUGAAGCUGGCCUGAGUAGGGAUGGCCACCAUCCCUACCCAACUCCUCACCAGGCCUUGAAGGACCUUGUGACCAACCUUGGAGUCCCUCUCUGCAAACCCAAGCCCUUUCUGUAUCCUCCUCCUUCCUUCCGAGGCAACAUUCCUUACUCACCCAUCGGUCUCAAGAGAUUGUCUUAAGCAAUGCCCCCAAUGCUGGCUGCCCCUAGCCAGGCCAUGGGGCUACCUCCCUGCCUGGCACUGUCUGAUGGGUAUUUCUGUUAGUUCCAUCAGCCAGAGCUCUGCCAAAGGCCCCGCAAGCCCCUCGCCUAGGAGCAUCCUAGAGACAAUUAAAUGCCCAUUCCACUGGUA